Aspergillus mulundensis is the source of this 1626-nucleotide messenger RNA. It is a transcript of the gene sxa2, whose product is annotated as putative pheromone processing carboxypeptidase (Sxa2). Gene Ontology annotation, molecular function: serine-type carboxypeptidase activity. NCBI's taxonomy places the organism in Eukaryota, Fungi, Ascomycota, Eurotiomycetes, Eurotiales, Aspergillaceae. Gene Ontology annotation, biological process: proteolysis. The transcript is spliced from 4 exons. The record is from RefSeq and is a predicted model, not a curated record. The coding region runs from base 1 to 1626 and encodes 541 amino acids.
AUGAGGUUGAGUAAUUUGGUAUCGACGGCCAUUGCCGGCCUCUCGCUCUAUGCCGAGCAUGUAUCGGCCUCAUCCCCCCAUGGCCGCUUCGGCCAGCGAGCUCGCGACAGCGUGAACCUAGCAAAACGCGCCUCGCACCUGCACAAUGCCACUGCGUCUGGCAAGCAUCCCAAGGAGGACUUUCGGUUCCUGAACAACAACACUGCGCCCUUCCUCGUCGAUCACCUUCCUGACGUGCACUUCGACGUCGGCGAGCUCUACUCCGGCCUGAUUCCCAUCGAGAAGGGCAACAACUCGCGCGCGCUGUUCUUCGCCUUCCAGCCUAAGCUCGGUGAGCCCGUUGAUGAGGUCACGAUCUGGCUCAAUGGUGGUCCCGGGUGUAGUUCGCUUGAGGGAUUCUUCCAGGAGAACGGACGCUUCCUUUGGCAGCCUGGAACCUGGGCGCCCGUCGAGAACCCGUACUCUUGGGUGAAUCUGACGAAUGUGCUCUGGGUCGACCAACCCGUCGGAACCGGAUUCUCGGUCGGAACACCGACUGCCAUCUCGCAGGAAGAGACCGCCGAGGACUUUGUCAAAUUCUUCAAGAACUGGCAGCAGACCUUUGGAAUCAAGAACUUCAAGAUCUUCGUCACGGGCGAGAGUUAUGCCGGAAGAUACGUGCCCUAUAUAUCCGCUGCAAUUCUCGAUCAGAAUGACACCGAGUACUACGACCUUAACGGCGCCCUCGUCUACGACCCCUGCAUCGGCCAACACGACGUCGUGCAAGAACAAAUCCCCGCCGUUCCUUUCGUCCAACAAAACGCCAACCUGUUCAACUUCAACAGCUCCUUCAUGUCCCAGCUCGAAGAGAUGCACCAACAGUGCGGCUACGCCGACUUCAUUGACCAGUACCUCACCUUCCCGGCCUCGGGCAUCCAACCUACAAAGUACUUCAACUACAGCUCGGAAGCCGACCUCGCCUGCGACGUCUUCGACCUCAUCAACAACGAGGCCUUCGCGUCAAACACCUGCUUCGACAUCUACGAGGUCAACCUCAUGUGCCCCCUACAAUGGGAUGUCCUCGCCUUCCCAACCGAACUAACCUACCAGCCCCACGGCGCACCAACAGUGUACUUCGACCGCCCCGACGUAAAACGCGCAAUGCACGCCCCCUCCGACAUAACAUGGUCCAUCUGCAGCAACCAAGCCGUCUUCGUCGGCGGCGACGCAGGCCCCGAAUCCGAGGGCGAUAUCUCCGCAAACCCCAUCGAGGCCGUCCUGCCGCAGGUCAUCGAAGCCACGAACCGCGUCCUGAUCGGCAACGGCGACUUCGACAUGAUCAUCAUCACGAACGGCACCCUCCUCUCCAUCCAGAAUAUGACCUGGAAUGGACAACUGGGGUUCAGCGAGCGGCCCUCCGAGCCCAUUUAUUUGGGCGCCGAACUCCCGGAUCUCGAGUGGGCGGAGGUCCGUGUGUCCAAUGGGCUCGAUGUCGAUCAGCCGCAGGGCACGAUGGGCGUUCAGCAUUUUGAGCGUGGGCUUAUGUGGGCGGAGACGUACCAGAGCGGGCAUAUGACGCCCGAGUAUCAGCCAAGAGUUGCGUAUCGGCAUUUGGAGUGGUUGUUGGGGAGGGUGGAGAAGUUGUGA